This is a messenger RNA of Meriones unguiculatus (Mongolian gerbil), 318 nucleotides long. Its product is annotated as zinc finger protein 644-like. Gene Ontology annotation, cellular component: nucleus. NCBI's taxonomy places the organism in Eukaryota, Metazoa, Chordata, Mammalia, Rodentia, Muridae. The coding region runs from base 1 to 318 and encodes 105 amino acids. The transcript has a single exon. Gene Ontology annotation, molecular function: DNA-binding transcription factor activity, RNA polymerase II-specific; RNA polymerase II cis-regulatory region sequence-specific DNA binding. Gene Ontology annotation, biological process: regulation of transcription by RNA polymerase II. The record is from RefSeq and is a predicted model, not a curated record.
AUGUUAAUAAGCCAAAAUUUAGCCUUAGAUUGCAAGCAAGAGAAAUCAAGGUCAAGAUCUGGAAGCAAGAAGAAAAUGCUAACAUUACCUCAUGGUGCUGACGAGGUAUACAUCCUUCGAUGCAGGUUUUGUGGCCUAGCCUUUCCGGGUCCACUGUCUGUUCAGGAAGACUGGAUUAAGCACUUGCAACGACACACUGUACAUGCGAAUCUUCCACGGACUGGAGCUGGCAUGGUGGAAGUCACCUCACUACUUAAAAAACCAGCCUCUAUCACAGAAACUUCUUUUUCUUUGCUAAUGGCAGAAGCAGCGUCAUAG